Messenger RNA from Penicillium subrubescens, 1836 nucleotides. RefSeq names its product putative GPI anchored endo-1,3(4)-beta-glucanase (gene eng2). The transcript has a single exon. The record is from RefSeq and is a predicted model, not a curated record. Gene Ontology annotation, molecular function: hydrolase activity, hydrolyzing O-glycosyl compounds. Gene Ontology annotation, biological process: glucan catabolic process. Bases 1 to 1836 code for a protein of 611 amino acids. Lineage: Eukaryota; Fungi; Ascomycota; Eurotiomycetes; Eurotiales; Aspergillaceae.
AUGUUGUCCUCGUCGCUUUCCCUCAGCGCUGGUUCGCUGUUCUUCGCUUUGCUCGCCGCGCCAGUCGCGGCGACUGCUGAAAACUAUCAACUGGUUGAGAAUUGGCACGGCGAGGGUUUCUUGGAUUAUUUCAACUUCCACACUGGGUCCGAUCCCACCAAUGGUUUCGUCACAUAUCUCGACAAAAGCAGCGCAGAGAGUGCAGGCCUCGUCAAGAUCAACGAUGGCGGCAGUGUUUAUAUCGGUGUCGACCACAAGACAACUCUAUCCACAACUGGCAAGGGCCGUGAUUCUGUGCGCAUCGGCAGCAAGAAGUAUUACGACCAGUCCUUGGUGAUCGCUGACAUUGCGCACAUGCCGGGAAGUAUCUGUGGUAGCUGGCCUGCCUUCUGGUCGGUGGGUAAGAACUGGCCUGCGGACGGUGAAAUCGAUAUCAUCGAAGGUGUCAAUCUACAGGACCACAACGAGAUUGUCAUGCACACUGCUGGUACUUGCAGCAUCACGGACACAGGUAUGACCGGAGCCGUCAAUGCCACUGGCUGUGGUGAGGACCUGGGCACCGUCGGCUGUGUUAUCGAGGGCCAGCAGGGCAGCUACGGUACUUCGUUCAACAAGCAGGGUGGCGGAGUUUACGCUAUGCAGUGGACUGAGCAGUUCGUCAAGAUCUGGUUCUUCCCCCGCGCUUCUAUCCCAACUUCAAUCACCAAGGGCGCACCCGACGUUUCCCAGUUUGGCACUCCCAUGGCUCUCGUCGAGGACGGUUGUGACGUCGGCAACAGCUUCAAGGCUCAAUCGUUCGUCUUUGAUGUGACCUUCUGUGGUGACUGGGCCGGUGGUGUUUACGGCCAGUCCGGAUGCCCCAUGUCCGGCUCUGAUUCUUCCCAGAGCUGCAUCAACUACGUCGCCAAGAAUCCUACCGCAUUCGAGCAGACCUACUGGGAGAUCAACUCCGUCAAGAUUUACCAGACCGGUGUGGCUGCCGAGACGGUUGCCUCUACUACGCAUUCUUCGACCACUACCCACACUGCUGCUGCCCAGGCUGUGACCGAGGCUUCUGCUACUCAGGCUGCCCCGGAAACCACUGCUCACACUUCCGCCGCCGUGAUUGAGACUCCUGCUAGCCAAGGAUGGAGCACUGCCUCCGCUGCUUCUGCCUCCACCGAAACCCGUGCUGCUGCCGUCACUGCUGGCACUGUUGGCGAGCUGGGUGGUGAUGUCUCCUCCGCCACUGAACAGUCUACAAAGAGCUCCUCUACGCGGUACGUCACCAAAUUUGUUACUUCGACCACCACUCUUUGCCCGGUCGCCGAGGCCUCCUCAUAUUCCGCGGCUGCUGCUGAGAGCAAGGCUCUCGCUGUUUCGUCUGCCCAGAGCUCCAACGUCGUGAAUGUUCCUGCGACUGUAGAGUCCGUUCAAUCUGCGUCCUCAUCUGCUACAAACUCUGUUAAGGAAGUUCAAACCCAGCCUGCAGCCGAGAUUACGGCUAUCUCUACCCCUGCUGCUUCUUCUGCAUUCGCGGGUGUCAGCAGCCAGACAUCCAGCCAACCGACUGGUGCUGAUGCUGCAUCUAGCGGUGUGCCAGAGACUGCGGCCUCCACGGAUCGCCCUCUACCGACCAUUAUCCUCGCUCCUGGGGCCAGUUCCAUGCCCACCUACAAGGCCUCACAAACCAAGUCCGCCAUUGCUGUAGCUACCGCCGCCUCCAGUGCCUCGGGUAGCACGUUCCAGGGAAGCACCAGCAGCGCUGUCAGUCCUGUCUUCACCGGUGCUGCCGAAAGGGCAUCUGUGAAGUUCUCGACCAUUAUUGCCGCGAUCUUGGUCGCUCUGAUGGCUUAA